Triticum dicoccoides is the source of this 1228-nucleotide messenger RNA. Its product is annotated as GDSL esterase/lipase At1g09390-like. The transcript is spliced from 2 exons. NCBI's taxonomy places the organism in Eukaryota, Viridiplantae, Streptophyta, Magnoliopsida, Poales, Poaceae. The record is from RefSeq and is a predicted model, not a curated record. The coding region runs from base 3 to 1109 and encodes 368 amino acids. Gene Ontology annotation, molecular function: hydrolase activity, acting on ester bonds.
ACAUGGUAAGAAUGCUUCGAGGGCUCGUGAUCCUCGCCGCCGCCGUCGUCGCCCUGCAGUGCUGUGAGCUCCCACGCAGGGCGGAUGGCAGGUGCGUCCUGUUCAACUUCGGCGACUCCAACUCCGACACGGGCUCCCUCCCUGCCGCCUACGGCUUCUACCUCGGCCCGCCCGCCGGCCGCCGCUUCUUCAACCGGACCACCGGCCGCUGGUCGGACGGCCGCCUCUACAUCGACUUCAUUGCCGAGAGCCUGGGGAUCAGGUACCUGAGCCCGUACCUGGAGUCGUCGGGUUCCAACUUCGCCGACGGAGUGAACUUCGCGGUGGCCGGGGCGGCGGCGGCGAGCAACCAGAGCGCCAUCCCGUUCACCAUGGCCACGCAGGUGAACCAGUUUUUGCAUUUCAAGAACCGGACCCGGGAGCUCCGGCCGCUGGGGCAGGGCUCGAUGCUCCCGGAGGAGGACUUCCGGGGAGCCGUGUACUCGAUCGACGUCGGGCAGAACGACAUCACGCUCGCCUUCCUUGCGAACCUCACGCUGCCGGAGAUCGUCGCGGACGGCGGCCCGCUCGCCGCGGUCGCCGCCAAGGUCGAGGAGGCCGUCCGGGCGCUGUACGGCAGCGGCGCGCGCAAGUUCUGGGUGUACAACACGGGGCCCAUCGGGUGCCUGCCGCAGACGCUGGCGCUGCGGCAGAGGCCCGGCGACGAGCUCGACCCCGCCGGCUGCCUCGCCCGCUACAACGCCGCCGCCCGGGCGCUCAACGCCGGCCUCGCCGCGGCGUGCCGCCGGCUCGCGGACGAGUACUGCGGGAGCGCGACCGUGGUGUGCACCGACAUGUACGCCGUCAAGUACGACCUGUUCGCCAACCACGACCAGUACGGCAUCGAGCGGCCGCUGAUGGCGUGCUGCGGCCACGGCGGGCCGCCGUACAACUACGUGAACCUCAAGACGUGUGGGCAGCCGACGGCGACGGCGUGCCCGGAGGGGGAGAGGCACGUGAGCUGGGACGGCGUGCACUACACCGAGGACGCCAACGCUAUCGUCGCCUCCAAGAUACUCUCCGGCGACUUCUCCCAGCCGCGCACCAAGCUACAGGCACUGUGCAAAUAAGAACACGACCACUUGUGAUUUUUUUUUUGUUGAAACUCACUUCAAAACUUUAUUUAAACUUCCCAAACUGGGAUCUCAUCUGAGACAACAUGCAAAAUACAGUGAGGUGAUACAUGCAA